CUAAUCCUCUUCUGCGCAACGCAGGACGAUAGUCAGUGUCGUCAGACGCAGUCUCCAAUUGUUCCGAAGUCAUUUCCUACGACCUUUGGCCGCGGCAGUUGUCGACUCCACCCAGCGAUCCUUAACGUUCGGAAAAUAUACUCCAUACUCAAUCAAAACAUGGCGACUUUUCUUGAAGACCCGCGCCUUCGGCAGCGCUGGAACCAGAUUUCGCAGACAACCGAAACCGUCACCGAGAACGCCGCAGCAGGCAUCUGGAGUUUCGGGCAUACUUAUAUCACACCUUGUCUCGGCUCCGUCGCUUCUGCCUUCGAUAGCUGCACCGCCGUAUGUCUGGGCGACCGCGAGGAGCGUGCUCGACGAGCGAGAGAGCGCCAGAGAGCACGAGGAGCUGCCGAAUUUAGCUUUGACUUCUAUGAUGAUUGGGAUGAGGAGUUCGGCGAUCAAGACGGGGGCCUUUUGGGCGGCUGGCGCGCCGAAGAUUGGGAUCGUUUGGUGGCAGGCUCGGGCAAGCGGAAGAGUCAGACUACCGAAAUACAAGAACAGCCGAAAGCUAGAGCUCGUGGUAUGAGUUAUGGUACGAGGGGCUCUAGGAGAAGAGCUAGUGCUCACGAUGAUCCCACCAUCAUUCCAAGUACUGCACCUCUCGGAUUUCUUGGUCGGUUGCCGUUCAAGAUUGGAGGUACAUUGAGGUACAAACCCAGCGCGGCUAAUUUACAGGAGCACCCGGGAUCUAUGAAGCACGCGGAAGAGGGCGAACGUGAGCCAUUAUUAAACGCAGAGGACGAUAGUGAAACCCAUCCCAACAACUUGCCGACGCAGAAUAGGAAGCGAAGCGGUACGGCCGGCAGUGGAGAUACCAGCGACUCAUUUCGGUCACGAGGUGAUCUUUUCCCCAGUGAUGAAGAAGGGGAAGAAGACGCUGUGCCCCUGGAUGACGAGUUCACCCUCCCUCUAGAUCAUGUCGACGACCGAUCAAGUAGCCGCACAAAAAGUAGCAAAGGGAAACGCAUAGCAAAUUACAAGAUAUCGCGAAGCGGGUCGAGGACAACAAUAGCUUCAACAAUGCCAUCAUUACGGCAAGGUCGAUGCUCAAGUUCUGGCCCUCCAAGCCCAAGCCUACUACCAGCGCCAUCUCUUGAGGACGUACAACGAGAAGAGUUACGCUUAGAACUAGAAGAGGAUGAGGCCAUAGAAAGGAAACGUCAAGCUGCCGCUGAUCUUGCUCUUCGCCGGGGGUUAAGUCGAGAAAAUCUACAAAUUGAGUCGGUGACUGAGGUGAAAUCAGAAGUAGUAGAAGUUGAACACGUCCCGAUGCCGGACUCGGCGAUACUCGACGAUGUCUCAAAUGACAGCGGGGCGGAGGCUGGAGGGCAGCCCAGUCCAAGGGAGUUUCUGAGAGAAACCGAGCCACUGGACACAUCGUCAUCGCACGAUGAAUUUAUACCCGCACGAUUACCUCACUUCCGCUAACUUUAUAUAUCUUCAUCUGGUUAAAUUUGGGGAGACUGGGUACUAUGUAGAAUAUAGCGCGGCGUUUUGGGGUAUCGUUUGCUCUUCGUUUGUGAAUACAGUUAUUGGAGCCAAU
This is a messenger RNA of Xylaria bambusicola, 1588 nucleotides long. RefSeq lists its product as uncharacterized. NCBI's taxonomy places the organism in Eukaryota, Fungi, Ascomycota, Sordariomycetes, Xylariales, Xylariaceae. The record is from RefSeq and is a predicted model, not a curated record. The coding region runs from base 160 to 1473 and encodes 437 amino acids. The transcript has a single exon.